Messenger RNA from Daphnia carinata, 2704 nucleotides. Its product is annotated as relaxin receptor 2-like. The transcript is spliced from 22 exons. Gene Ontology annotation, molecular function: G protein-coupled receptor activity; protein binding. Gene Ontology annotation, biological process: G protein-coupled receptor signaling pathway. NCBI's taxonomy places the organism in Eukaryota, Metazoa, Arthropoda, Branchiopoda, Diplostraca, Daphniidae. The coding region runs from base 136 to 2580 and encodes 814 amino acids. Gene Ontology annotation, cellular component: membrane. The record is from RefSeq and is a predicted model, not a curated record.
UUCCGCCCCUCGUGCAAUUCUCACCAAAAAAAAAAAAAAAAAAGGAAAAGGAAAAAUCAAAGUUUGUGAGUGUGUGUAUGUGCAUUUGGUUGCUGCGCGUGUAUCGUUGUUCGACACGGAGAUCGGUGCGGAACGAUGCCCACUUCUGUGGGCGGCGGUCACGGAUUGGUCAUAUCGCGCCGGGUGUUACUGAUAGUCGGACUGACCGUCUCCAUCGUCCUGGUCGUCUGCGCCUUCACCCUCCUCCUCGUACUCCAAGAUGGACCGUGCGGAAGCGGCAGUUUUCAAUGCGGUAACUCUUCCGUUUGCAUACCUCAGCAGAGCUAUUGCGAUAACGAUAAAGACUGUCCCAACGGCGAGGAUGAGGAAUACGAAAAAUGCGUGGACUUUCAUGGAAGCACAUUUCUGGCACCCGACUGGUAUAACGUUUUGAAUAAGACUCAGCAACAAGCCGGCCUUCCUGACGUUUCGGCCGGUCAACAAGAGACAAAUACGACCUGUCUAUUGAGAAAUUUCCCUGGCAAAUGCGUCUGCGAGCAAACAAAUCUGUUUUGCAAGCACAUGGGGCUCGCCCAUAUUCCGGAGCAGAUCACUCCACCCAACACACUCAGUCGCCUGAUUUUAGCCAACAACAGCAUCAAAGCUGUCCCUCGCUUCGCUUUCAGUCGCUACACCGUCCUGGAAAUCCUACAUUUGGAGCAGAAUAGCAUCAGGGCAAUUGCCAAUGACGUUUUCCGCCAUCAGAAACUCCUGCGUUUUUUGUACUUGUCGAAGAAUUCCAUUAGUUCGAUCGAGCCGAACGCUUUCAAAGGACUGGGCAACGUCAAACGACUCUUUCUCGACAACAACGAGAUCAACGAUACAUCCCUAGACGCUCUCAACAGCCUACCCAAUCUUCAAUGGCUGGACUUGUCCAGUAAUUACUUGCGACUUAGCAAUCAUAGCUUUUCAUCGUGGAUACACCUGAGGGAACUGAUGUUGGAGCACAACGAAAUCCAGUACAUCGAGGAAAUGACAUUCCGCAAUCUCAGCUCUCUAACCUACUUAUCUCUUCGGGAAAAUAAACUGACUCGGCUGCAUCCCAAGUCGUUCUGGACGCUCACCCAGCUCCAGGAAUUGGAUCUGUCCCGUAAUCGACUCACCACCAUCCCGCCAAGGCUCUUUGCUCAGAAUAUCCAGUUAACGUCAUUGUCUCUGGGUUCCAACAACAUUCUACAACUGCCAGCCGAAGUUUUUCUGCCAUUGAAAAACAUCAAGUCCUUAAAUCUGGAGGACAUCGACAUUCAGAACAUCGACGUCGACAUGUUCAUCACUUUAACUAAUUUGGAUUUCGUGUACUUCAUCCGGUUCCAGUAUUGCAGCUACGUACCUACUGUCCCCAAAUGCAGACCAAAUACUGACGGCUUAUCUUCUACGGAGAAUCUGCUGAACCGAACACUGAUUCGCAUCAUCCUUUGGGCUAUCGCUAUUUUUACUUUGAUUGGCAACUCGCUCGUGUUACUAGGCCGUGGUAUACUCAAAGAUGAGAACAAAGUACCGCUCAAUUUCAUCCGGAGCUUAGCAGUGGCCGAUAUGUUGAUGGGCUUCUACCUAUUCGCUAUCGCCAUUCAAGAUUUGCAGUAUCGCGAGGUCUAUCACCAGUACUCGCAUCAAUGGACCUCGUCGUUGGGCUGCACUUUUGUUGGCGUGGUAGCCAUGACCUCCACCGAGGUUUCCCUGUUGCUCUUAGCCUUCAUGUCAAUGGAGCGCUUCCUAUGUAUAGCUUCACCUUUCGGCUACACAAAACUCAACCAGAAAACAGCCAAAAUUAGCCUUGUCCUCAUUUGGGGCCUUGGACUCAUCAUGGCCAUCGUUCCAGUGUUGUAUUGGCGGCAGUCGACGCACUACUACGGCUCCAACGGACUCUGCUUCCCGCUGCACAUUGGCGAGUCACUUUCACUCGGCUGGCAGUAUUCCGCUUUCAUCUUCUUGGGUGUCAAUAGUUUAUGCGUGUUGGUCGUGAUCUGUACCUACGUCGGUCUGUUCGUGAGCAUCCGCCGGACGCGCGGUCAAACGCCACUAGCUAAUCCCAAUGAUAUGGAUUUUGUUUUACGAUUUUUCUUCAUCGUUCUCACCAACAUUAUGUGCUGGGCUCCAGUUUACGUUCUCAGACUCCUCGUCCUUCUUAAGUAUCCAGUUCCAGAUGAAGUUUCUAUUUGGGUAGUCGUUUUUGUGGUGCCGAUCAAUGCGGCUAUUGAUCCAAUUCUGUACACAUUCACGACGCCGAAAUUCCGCCGCCUUCUUGCCCAGCUAUUCGCUGCAACGGGGGCCGGAAGCUUGGCGCACAAUAGCCGACGUUUCAAUUCAACGUCUACAAAAUUCAAAGCCGAUCAGAGCUACAUGCAGCCCAUGCUUUCGCCUUAUCAUCGCCGCAUGAGCUGGGAUCAUCACCUCCAGCUAACCCGCCGGGUUUCCAGAGAUACUACGGCCGUCGCUGCAACCGACCCAGUGGCUCUGAUGGACGGCCUUCACGAUCCGUCAGUUUUCAUUGAAAUGGUCAAUCUCCAGUCGCCCAUGGCCGGCCGGAGGAAUUCCUUGUAACUAUUAAUUCCACCAUUUGUUUGUAAUUAAUGUACAUGUUUUCAAAAUCAAUUAAGCUGUUUGUCUGAUCGUGACCAUCAAUGUCAUCGAAAAUCGAUGUUCAAUUUCGUUUUCACCGCUUCUA